UACAGUAGAAUCUACAAAAUGACCGGCUAUUGAUCAAAAAGGACAAAAUACAUCAUUCUUCAUUUACUUCUUUGCUUUACAUGUCGGUUUCCAGAUUCAUUUCCCAAUCCUCCAAGCAAGUGUAAAGACUCUCUCUCUCUCUCUCUUUCUUUCUUCAGUUUCUCAGGAAAAUAGGUCCAAGAUCGAGCAAAAUGGGGCUGAUUUCUGGAAUGCUCAUGGGGACUAUAUUCGGGAUCGCUUUGAUGGCUGGUUGGCGUCAAAUGAUACGUUACCGGAGCAGUAAGCGUGUAGCAAAGGCUGUUGAUAUCAAACUUCUUGGAUCCCUUAGCAGAGAUGAUUUGAGGAAAAUCUGUGGCGAUAAUUUUCCCGAAUGGAUAUCUUUCCCGGUCUUUGAACAGGUGAAAUGGCUGAACAAGCACUUGAGCAAAUUGUGGCCAUAUGUUGCAGAAGCAGCAACAUUAGUUAUAAGAGAAUCAGUUGAACCACUGUUAGAAGAGUACCGACCAGCCGGAAUUACCUCAUUGAAAUUCAGCAAAUUGUCUCUUGGGACUGUGGCUCCUAAAAUUGAAGGAAUUCGUGUACAAAGCCUUAACAAAGGCCAAAUCACUAUGGAUAUUGAUUUCCGUUGGGGCGGUGAUCCAAGUAUCAUUUUAGCUGUUCAAGCUGCAAUGGUUGCUUCUCUCCCCAUUCAGUUGAAAGAUCUUCAAGUCUUCACAGUUGUCCGCGUUAUCUUCCAACUCUCUGAAGAAAUUCCAUGCAUCUCAGCUGUUGUGGUUGCUUUGCUUUCCGAGCCAAAACCUCGAAUUGAUUAUACUCUAAAGGCGGUUGGUGGAAGCUUGACAGCACUUCCUGGUCUUUCAGAUAUGAUUCAAGAUACUGUUGAAACAAUUGUAUCAGACAUGCUUGAAUGGCCUCACAGGAUUGUUGUGCCAAUUGGUGGCAUACCUGUAGACACAAGUGAGCUGGAACUUAAACCACAAGGAAAACUUACAGUUACUGUGGUGAAGGCAAAUGAUUUAAAAAACUUGGAAAUGGUUGGAAAAUCUGAUCCUUAUGUGGUUGUAUUUAUUAGGCCAUUAUUCAAAGUUAAAACAAAGGUCAUUGAUAAUAAUCUGAAUCCUGUUUGGGACCAAACAUUUGAGUUGAUUGCGGAGGACAAGGAAACACAAGCUCUUAUCAUCGAGGUUUUUGACCAAGAUGUGGGGCAAGACAAGAAAUUGGGUGUGGUUAAAUUACCUUUGAUUAAACUUGAAGCUGAAAACACAAAAGAGUUUCAAUUGAGGCUACUCCCUUCUCAUGACAUGCUCAAAAUAAAAGACAAAAAGGAUCGUGGGACAAUCACACUUCAGGUUCUUUACCAUCAUUUCAACAAAGAAGAACAAUUGGAGGCUUUGGAAGCCGAAAAGAAAAUGCUUGAAGAGAGAAAGAAGCUGAAAGAAGCAGGAGUUAUAGGGAGCACAAUGGAUGCCCUUGAUGGGGCAGCUUCACUUGUUGGAUCGGGGGUUGGAAUGAUGGGUACUGGUCUUCUAGCCGGAGCUGGUGCUGUAGGAUCUGGCCUAAAUGCCGGAGCUGGAAUUGUUGGGAGUGGUUUAGGGGCUGUUGGUGGUGGCCUGACUAAGGCUGGGAAAUUUAUGGGGAGGACAUUGACCGGAGGGCAGUCUAGUUCCAAGAAAAACGGUAUUGCUACUCCUCCAGUGAAUCCUGCUCAAGAAAAUUGCAACACAUAAUAACCAAUUUCAAAUGUAAGUGAGCUUUCAACGGGGAUUUUGGAUUGUUUUGAAUCUUAUUGUUAAAUUAUGUAUUAUUUAUUGAUGUUCCCUCGUGUUGGAAUGAUUGUACAUAGUUUGUCGUCUGGUUUCCUUCUUUCUUUUGGAAAAUUAAUGGCAUGAUGUAAAUGAUUUUAAGUUGUCUGGUUUCCUUCUUUCUUUUGGAAAAUUAAUGGCAUGAUGUAAAUGAUUUUAAGUUUUAGCAUUAGGUUGAUUCUGGAUA
This is a messenger RNA of Impatiens glandulifera, 1989 nucleotides long. Its product is annotated as calcium-dependent lipid-binding protein-like. The record is from RefSeq and is a predicted model, not a curated record. NCBI's taxonomy places the organism in Eukaryota, Viridiplantae, Streptophyta, Magnoliopsida, Ericales, Balsaminaceae. Gene Ontology annotation, cellular component: endoplasmic reticulum. Gene Ontology annotation, molecular function: lipid binding. The transcript has 12 exons. The coding region runs from base 192 to 1727 and encodes 511 amino acids.